Molecule: messenger RNA, 288 nt
Organism: Prunus armeniaca (apricot)
Lineage: Eukaryota; Viridiplantae; Streptophyta; Magnoliopsida; Rosales; Rosaceae
Source: the annotation of a GenBank genome assembly
AUGCCCAAGAUGAUCAGCAAACCGCUGGUACUGACUUAUUUCUACUUGUUCAUCUACAUUCUGCUUUCGUCGGGCGUUAUAUUGUACAACAAGUGGGUACUGUCUCCAAAAUACUUCAAUUUUCCAUUACCCAUAACACUUACGAUGAUUCAUAUGGGAUUUUCUGGACUCGUAGCAUUUUUACUUGUUCGUGUUUUCAAGGUUGUAGCUCCUGUCAAAAUGACAUUUGAAAUAUAUGCAACUUGUGUAAUACCAAUCAGUGCCUUCUUUGCAUCAAGUCUUUGGUAA